Molecule: messenger RNA, 1892 nt
Organism: Glycine soja
Lineage: Eukaryota; Viridiplantae; Streptophyta; Magnoliopsida; Fabales; Fabaceae
Product: dihydrolipoyllysine-residue acetyltransferase component 4 of pyruvate dehydrogenase complex, chloroplastic-like
Exons: 6
Coding region: 194-1579 (461 amino acids)
Biological process (GO): pyruvate decarboxylation to acetyl-CoA
Cellular component (GO): chloroplast thylakoid; chloroplast envelope; pyruvate dehydrogenase complex
Molecular function (GO): dihydrolipoyllysine-residue acetyltransferase activity
Source: RefSeq, a predicted model, not a curated record
GGGUUGUUGCCAAUGCUAACGUUGGCGAUGUAAACAGAGUGGAGCAGCUCCAACUGCCAACCAACUCUCCUUCGACUUCUCCGCUUUCUUUCUUUCCUUCUUUCUAUUUCCUUCUUUUCAUUCACUCUUUCACAUUCACUCCCUUUCUUCCUUCCUUCCGUCAUUCCCUUCAAACCCUUCCAUUCUCCUCACCAUGGCUUCGCCCUUUCUCCCCGCCAAAACCAAUUCCGCCACCCUCUCCUUCUCCGCCGCAGUCCCCGGCCGCCGCCUCCACUUCGCGGCGUCUCCGUCGCAUUCCCCUCGACGGAGGUCCUCCCUGACGGUGAAGUCGAAGAUCAGGGAGAUCUUCAUGCCCGCCCUCAGCUCCACCAUGACGGAGGGAAAAAUCGUCUCGUGGGUCAAGUCCGAGGGCGACGUCCUCUCCAAAGGUGACAGCGUCGUCGUCGUCGAGUCCGACAAGGCCGACAUGGACGUCGAGACGUUCUACAAUGGCAUCCUCGCCGUCAUCGUUGUCGCCGAGGGCCAGACCGCCCCCGUCGGUGCCCCCAUCGGCCUCCUUGCGGAGACCGAGGCCGAAGUUGCCGAGGCCAUGGCAGCCGCCAAUUCUGCUCCAACUCCACCUCCCAAAGCUUCCGAUACUUCUCCGGCGCCGGCACCGGCGCCGGAAGUCUCUGAUUCACCACGUAAGGCGGUUGCAACACCGUAUGCCAAGAAGCUCGCGAAGCAGCACAAAGUGAACAUAGGUUCGGUUGUCGGGACUGGUCCGUUUGGAAGAGUCACUCCUGCUGACGUGGAGAAGGCCGCCGGUAUUUUGCCGGCGGAGAGCAAUGUAGCUCCGGCGGCGGUGGAUUCGGCUCCACCGAAAGCUGCUGCUGCGGCUCCGGCGGCAUCCUCGGCUUCAAUUCCAGGUUCUAGUGUUGUGGCCUUUACGACAAUGCAAUCUGCGGUUGCGAAGAACAUGGUGGAGAGUCUCUCUGUGCCGACGUUCCGUGUUGGGUACCCAGUUACCACUGAUGCACUUGAUGCUCUGUAUGAGAAGGUGAGAAAAAAGGGUGUGACCAUGACAGCGAUUCUGGCCAAGGCAGCUGCAAUGGCACUCGUUCAGCACCCAGUGGUGAAUGCCUCGUGCAAAGAUGGGAAGAACUUUGCCUAUAAUAGUAACAUUAACAUUGCUGUUGCUGUGGCAACCAAUGGUGGUUUGAUUACACCGGUUCUUCAGGAUGCAGAUAAGUUGGACUUGUAUCUUUUGUCCCAAAAAUGGAAAGAACUAGUGGAAAAAGCUCGUGCCAAGCAAUUGCAACCUCAUGAAUAUAAUUCAGGAACUUUCACACUUUCAAAUUUGGGAAUGUUUGGAGUUGACAGGUUUGACGCCAUACUUCCUCCAGGCCAGGGGGCUAUCAUGGCGGUUGGAGCAUCAAAACCUACUGUCCUAGCAGAUAAGGAUGGUUUCUUUACUGUAAAAAGUAAAAUGCUGGUAAAUGUAACUGCUGAUCACCGAAUAAUCUAUGGGGCUGACUUGGCUGCAUUCCUUCAGACAUUCUCAAAAAUCAUUGAGAACCCUGAAUGCCUAACAUUGUAGUCAUUCAACACUUUGACAUAAUUAUCUAUCUUCGAUCAUCCACAAGGGAUUACGAGUUGAUAGCUUUCACUGAGCAGACUCUAGCGAAAUAUACCUCAUUAUGUGAUUAUCUUGUAAUUUCACAGUUUUAUUGUUAUAUAUUUCCAGGGUCUUUCUGAAGGAACAUUUUCUUGAUUUUCAAUGGGAGGAACAACUUUGAUUUUUUUUCCCGCUGAAGGAAAUUGUAAACCAAUAUCUAUGGCAAGAAACAAGGAGAGUGAAUUAUGCUUAUGACUUACCAAUAAAAAAACCUAGUAUUCUUUUCAUAUCAUAA